AGGAGCGUGUGUUACAUCGUCCUGCCACUAGAUGUCACUGCCCCCUCUCAGUACCGACAUGCGGCUGCAUGCAGCAGCGGCAGCCGCCCGGUCACGGGGACUCCUGACAGGGACUCCUGCCGCUCCCCCCUCUGUAUAUUUCCGCCUAUCCGGUGUUUCCAGGAUUCAUUCAUCUCUGCCGGAGCUGCGGCUCGGUCUGCUCUGACAGCGUCCUACCAUCUGUCCACUCGUCUGUCCACCAAUCUGUCUCCAUCCCUCCUAAUCCUGCUGCGCGUCGUGUUCGGAUCUCCAUCUCAGAAGGUCCAACAUCCCUUUCAUCCACGGAGCCAACUUUUCCUCUCCGUUCCUCCCCUCCUGCGACAGUACACAUUUUAUCCCCUCCAGAUCCGCGGGGAUUAUUUCUCCAGUCCGCAAAAGGCCACGAUCCAUUUAACAUGCCGCCGAACUGCGCCGCAGUUCCCUCCAACUGAGCCGAUGCCUGUAGCUGGACCACAUCAGAAACCCGUUGUGCAUUCACACAUCCCCAAACGAACCAAACUUUCCAGGCUUAGCGUUCAGCUGCCGGAUCAGAGGAUGGUUGGCUGAAGUCUGAGCUCACCGAUCGGCUGGCUGAGCGUUGCUGGUCGCAGCUGCUGUCAUGGCCAAAAGCCCCGAGGUGAAGCUGGCUGUGUUCGGCAAGGCGGGGGUGGGAAAAUCAGCGUUGGUGGUGAGGUUCCUGACCAGACGCUUUAUCUGGGAGUACGAUCCAACACUGGAAUCUACGUAUCGUCACCAAGCCAACAUUGACGAUGAGGUUGUCACCAUGGAGAUCCUGGACACUGCAGGCCAGGAGGACAUCCAGCAGAAGGAAGGUCACAUGCGCUGGGGCGACGGAUUCAUCAUCGUCUAUGACAUCACAGAUCGGGGAAGCUUCGAGGAGGUAGCCCCUCUCCGAACUCUCCUGGAGGAGGUGAAGAAACCAAAGAACGUGCCUCUAGUGCUGGUAGGGAACAAGUCUGACCUGGACCACGUCCGCCAGGUCCCCACAGAGGAAGGCGAGCGGCUGGCGGCUGAAAUGGCCUGUGCCUUCUACGAGUGUUCGGCCUGCGCCGACGAGGGCGGCGCCGUGGCCGAGGCGUUCCACGAGCUGUGCAGGGAGGUGAGACGCCGCAAAGCCGUCCAGGGCAAGGCCCGUCGCCGCAGCUCCACCACGCACGUCAAGCAAGCCAUCAACAAGAUGCUGACCAAGAUAAGCAGCUAGGGACGAGUCCUGCUGGUGCCCAGUGAUAAAUGGAAAUGUUCUAUUUUUCUCAAGGAAAUAAUUGAGACAAUUUCUGACUGCGAAAUGAUUGACAUGUGGCUAACUUAUAGUGGAAUCUCCAUGUUCUAUGACUGAUUGACAUUGAAGAAGUCAGCAGGGCUAUGAGUUUUCUCUUUGGAGGAGCCAGAAGACGUCAGUCUGCUGAGUUCUUGAUGUUCCCUUAUUCAAACCUUUAAGCUAAUUCAGUGUUACAUGGUAGCUUAAUGUGGCAUAUCAGUUAUAUGUUGAGGCUCAGAUAUUUCUGGCGUGAGCAGAGGUGUGUUUUGUUUUACACAAAAAUGUAAAACAAUUUCUUAGUCCAGAACGGCCCGUUAUUCCUAUUUCAAAAAGGCGUUACCUUAAUAAGAUUGAGAAGUGACGCUGUUUUAGUUUAGUCGGUUGUCCACGUCGACUGAAUUUGUAGUUGUUGGAACAGAGAGAAACGUACCACCUGACCAGCAGUGCGCAGCAUCAGUUGGGGGAAUGCCAGUCCUGUGUUACUCUGUUUUCCAUCCAGCCAAAAAACCCCCCAAAAAAACCAACUCCGGAACUUCUCUGGAGUCUUUGAUCUAAAAGAACGGCUUAAUGGAAAACUUUAGUGGUUUUAAAACCUGAUAGUGGUAAUGGACACAUGCCUAGUCGAGUCUUUUGGCUUUUUAUUGGUCAUAAUUCCCUCUAUAAUUCCCUUUAAAUUAUUUUGUAAGCCGAGGGAUUUAUGAAACUGUUGUAGGCGGGGUAUCCAGCGUGACAUGCACGGAAUCUAAGAGUUCAUGAUUAAAAGUUGCUUUAUUGCAGCCGGUCUCAGUGGGAUAAAUGUGAUCUGCUUCAACAAACAUGAGAACUCUUCUGGCAACAGUGGUAAAAAAAAAAAAAAAAACCCAACAACUUCAAGUUCAGAGGAGCGUUGCUUGAUGUGGAUGGAUCCCAGUGUUCUUCACCCAUGUCUUUCCCAGACGAAGAGGUAGAACAUUUCUGCCUCCAUCCUGGAAAGCUGCUCUGUAGUAAAUAGGUCUAAGUUGGAUUAAGAUCUCCGGCUCUGCGGCGGACUCUCAGGCCCUCUGUGUUUGUCUGGGACGCACCAAAGCAAAGGUCCAGAUCAUGUCAGAGCUCAUGACUGUAGGUCCCUGCUGCGUUCUGUAAAUAUACAAAGGGAAGCGACGGCACAUUCUGAGGAUUUCCUUCUGUUUAUUUAAACAGCAGCAUCUAUUAAAUGCAAUGUUUGUGCUUGUUGUCUGAUCUAAACCAA
This is a messenger RNA of Xiphophorus hellerii (green swordtail), 2525 nucleotides long. It is a transcript of the gene rerg, whose product is annotated as RAS-like, estrogen-regulated, growth inhibitor. Gene Ontology annotation, molecular function: GTPase activity; GTP binding. Bases 638 to 1240 code for a protein of 200 amino acids. The transcript is spliced from 6 exons. NCBI's taxonomy places the organism in Eukaryota, Metazoa, Chordata, Actinopteri, Cyprinodontiformes, Poeciliidae. The record is from RefSeq and is a predicted model, not a curated record.